AUGGCUUUGCUCCGCUCCGCCUCCCUGCGUGCCUCCCUCGGUGCCUUCCGUGCAGCCAGCGUGCUCCCGCGAGCCCUCCCGAACCUUGCGGCGCCGGUGUCGGCUUCCAAACUCCCCGAGCCUCUGAGCGCCGCUUCGAUCGGUCUCGGCGCCCCGCUGGCGAAGCGCCAUGCCGGGGUCUCCGUGCUGGGCUGCGCCAUUGCCAUGGUUGCCGUUGGUGGCUGUGCUCAAGGCAUUGGGCAGCUCUUCGCAGCUUUGGUGGUGGGCAUGGCACGCAACCCAUCAAUGAAGGAGGAUCUCUUCACUUACACGCUGAUUGGCAUGGGCUUUCUGGAGUUCUUGGCCAUUGUCGUCAUCCUGAUCGCCGGUCUGCUCCUCUACUCGGAGUGA
This is a messenger RNA of Symbiodinium sp. CCMP2456, 390 nucleotides long. Lineage: Eukaryota; Dinophyceae; Suessiales; Symbiodiniaceae. The record is from the annotation of a GenBank genome assembly.